Zonotrichia albicollis (white-throated sparrow) is the source of this 9142-nucleotide messenger RNA. NCBI's taxonomy places the organism in Eukaryota, Metazoa, Chordata, Aves, Passeriformes, Passerellidae. The record is from RefSeq and is a predicted model, not a curated record.
CCUGUGCCCUUGGGAUAACCUGGGAGCAGAGGAGGCUCCUGUGCACCCACCCCACUGCAGGCUGAAAUUCCAUGUUUUCCCUGACUGCCUCUGUCCUGCAGGUGAAGCAGAUCAUGGAGGAGGCUGUGACGAGGAAGUUUGUGCAUGAGGACAGCAGCCACAUCAUCUCCUUCUGUGCCGCCGUGGAAUGCUGUGUGCUGUUCGGGCUGAAGCGGAGGGCGGCCGGCUUCCUGCGCAGCAACAAGAUCGCAGCGCUCUUCAUGAAGGUGGGCAAGAGCUUCCCCCUGGCAGAGGAGCUCUGCAGGAAGGUGCAGGACCUGGAGCAGCUCAUUGAGAACGCGAGAAACCAGGCCCAGGGGGUCCCGGAGAACGUGCGCAAGGUGCCCAAGCUGCCCAACCUGUCUCCUCAGGCCAUCCGGCACCUCUGGAUCCGCACAGCCCUCUUCGAAAAGGUCCUGGAUAAAAUCGUGCACUACCUGGUGGAGAACAGCAGUAAGUACUAUGAGAAGGAAGCUCUCCUGAUGGAUCCUGUGGAUGGGCCAAUUCUGGCAUCUUUAUUGGUGGGGCCCUGUGCACUGGAAUACACCAAGAUGAAGACUGCUGACCACUUCUGGACAGAUCCUUCUGCAGAUGAGCUGGUCCAGAGGCACAGGAUCCACAGCUCCCAUUGCCGCCAGGAUUCACCCACCAAGCGCCCGGCGCUCUGUAUUCAGAAAAGGCAUUCCAGUGGCAGCAUGGAUGACAGGCCAUCCCUGUCUGCCAGGGACUACGUGGAGUCCCUGCACCAGAACUCCCGAGCCACGCUCCUGUACGGCAAGAACAACGUCCUGGUGCAGCCGAGAGAUGACAUGGAGGCAAUCCCAGGGUACCUGUCCCUUCACCAGACUGCUGACAUCAUGGCACUCAAGUGGACCCCCAACCAGCUGAUGAACGGCUCCGUUGGGGACCUGGACUAUGAGAAGAGCGUGUACUGGGACUAUGCCAUGACCAUUCGCCUGGAGGAGAUCGUGUACCUGCAUUGCCACCAGCAGGUAGACAGCGGUGGCACGGUGGUCCUGGUGAGCCAGGAUGGCAUCCAGAGGCCACCUCUGCGCUUCCCCCGUGGAGGACACCUGCUGCAGUUCCUGUCCUGCCUGGAGAACGGCCUCCUGCCCCACGGGCAGCUGGACCCACCCCUCUGGUCACAGCGGGGAAAGGGAAAGGUGUUCCCCAAACUGAAGAAGAGAAGCCCCCAGGGCUCCUCCGAGUCUGCAUCCGACAAGGAGGAUGAUGAAGCCACGGAUUAUGUCUUCAGGAUCAUCUACCCUGGGACUCAGACAGAGUUUGUUGCCAUUAAUGGUGCUUUUCACCCACUCCUUGCACCUGUGACUGCUGGGAGAGGGAAGAUCAUGAAGAUUCCAGCUGGAAGCAGGAUGGUGGUGAUCCCCAAAUGGUGUCUGAGUGUCCCUGGCAGAUCCCGAGCUCUCCGUGCUGCUCUGGGCACCUCCUGGCAUCAGUUGCCCCAGGACCUGAUGGACGCUCCGGGGGCUGUCCUGCCCCCCAUGUGGCAGCCCAGCACCCGCAAAUCCUCCUGCUCCUCCUGCUCCCAGAGCGGCUCCUCCGACGGGGGCCCGGCCAACGGCUGCAGCCACGAGAGAGCUCCACUGAAGCUGCUGUGUGACAACAUGAAGUACCAGAUCCUGUCCCGGGCUUUCUAUGGAUGGCUGGCCUACUGCAGACACCUGUCCACAGUGAGGACUCACCUGUCAGCGCUGGUGAACCACAACAUCGUGUCCCCCGAUGUCCCCUGCAGCGCCAGCGCGGGGCUCACCGUGGACAUCUGGCACAGAUACCUGCAGGACAGCUCGAGUUACGAGGACCAGGAGCUGCUGCGGCUGAUCUACUACGGCGGGAUCCAGCACGAGAUCAGAAAGGCUGUGUGGCCCUUCCUGCUGGGCCAUUACCAGUUUGGGAUGACAGAGGCAGAGAGGAAGGAGGCUGACGAGCAGACCCGGGCAUGCUACGAGCACACCAUGGCAGAGUGGCUGGGCUGCGAGGCCAUCGUCCGGCAGCGCGAGAAGGAGUCGCACGCCGCAGCCCUGGCCAAGUGCUCCUCGGGGGCCAGCCUGGACUCCCACAUCCAGAGGAUGAUGCACAGGGACUCCACCAUCAGCAACGAGUCCUCGCAGAGCUGCAGCUCCGGCCGGCAGAACCACGCCCGGCUGCAGAGCGACUCCAGCUCCAGCACCCAGGUGUUUGAAUCUGUGGAUGAGGUGGAACAGACUGAAGUAGAUUCUCAGCUGGAAGAUGGCAAGCAAAGCAAGAUCCCCAAUGGGACAGUCCCCAACGGCACGUGUUCCCCGGAUUCUGGGCACCCCUCUUCCCAAAACUUCUCCAUCACAUCAGGCUUCUCAGAGCGCAGCUUCAGCAACGAGGACAGCGCCCUGGAAACCACCAAAUCCUCAUCCAGCUCCCAGGGAAAGGCUGCUGGCUCCGACCUGCCAGCCCCACCAGACACGGAUGGUGUCCAGCAGGAGAAGCUGCAGGGCCAAGACAGCCUGGAAGGGGAAUUUCCCACUGGUGGAAGCGUGGAUUUUGUCCCCAUGGGUGAGGGCUCGGCGGGGCUCCUGCGUGACAGUGACACUGUGGCCCUGACUGUGGUGGAGAGCUGGGCAGACAGCGAGGCUGAGAAGCAGAGCCUGGUGGAGAGUGAGGACAACCUGUCUGAGGAGCCAGAGAUGGAGAGUCUGUACCCACAGCUGGACUCUCUGACUGUGACUGAUCUGACCAGCACUGAACCAGCUGCUCUCUCCUCCACGGGUGUCACCUACUCUCCAGAGCUGCUGGACAUGUACACGGUGAACCUGCACCGCAUCGAGAAGGACGUGCAGCGCUGUGACCGCAACUACUGGUACUUCACCCCCGCCAACCUGGAGAAGCUCCGCAACGUCAUGUGCAGCUACAUCUGGCAGCACAUUGAGAUUGGCUACGUGCAGGGCAUGUGUGACCUGCUGGCCCCUCUCCUGGUCAUCCUGGAUGAUGAGGCUCUGGCCUUCAGCUGCUUCACUGAGCUGAUGAAAAGGAUGAACCAGAACUUUCCACACGGAGGAGCCAUGGACACCCACUUUGCCAACAUGAGGUCACUGAUCCAGAUUCUGGACUCUGAGCUCUUUGAGCUGAUGCACCAGAAUGGGGAUUACACUCAUUUCUACUUCUGCUACCGAUGGUUUCUCCUGGACUUCAAGAGAGAGCUGGUGUAUGACGAUGUCUUUGCUGUCUGGGAGACCAUCUGGGCUGCUGCUCACGUCUCCUCUGCUCACUACGUGCUCUUCAUAGCCCUGGCCCUGGUGGAGAUGUACCGGGACAUCAUCCUGGAGAACAACAUGGAUUUUACAGACAUCAUCAAGUUUUUCAAUGAAAUGGCCGAGCGCCACAACACCAAGCAGAUCCUGAAGCUGGCUCGGGACCUGGUCUAUAAAGUGCAGACUCUGAUUGAGAACAAAUGAAGGACCUGGGGCAGACGAGGCACCCAAAGAGCCAGGACUCCCCUCCGACGCUCCCUCCCUGCUCCUGUCUCUCCAAGUGCCACCCCUGUGGGACUCAGGUGGUGGGACACGUGCUGCUACGUGAGCUGGGAGUCCCCUGGGCUCAGCACAGGCCCAGGCUCAGACCUUCUGCAGUGACUCAACCAAAGAUCCCUCCAGGUGUGUUCCUGUGCCUGGAGCAGGACCAGGCAGUGGCUUCCUGGCCUUGGAGCAGCUGCUGUGGCCACCAGAACUGCCCAGGCAUUGCCACAUCCCAGGGUGGAGCUUGGGGGCUGGGGGAGCAGAGCUUGGUGGCACAGAGGGAAAGCUGAUUCCUUGGAAAGCUGCUUCCUUGGGCAGCCCUUCCCUGUGGGGUGGGAAGGCAGCCAGCCCUGCGAGCCCGGGCAGCACAGGGAUGCUGCCAGUGCUCAGCUUCUCACCAACACAGCGAGGUUCUGCCAGUAAUGGGGGGAACUUUGAUCACAGGAAUUCCUCUUUUGAUCUUGUCCCUCAGUGCAUUGCUUCCCCUUCAGUGUUUUCUUUUUUUAGGGCUCCGUUUUCUCCCUGGGAUUUUACAUUGUUCCUACAAUAUCUGAGCACACAAGAGGUUCGUGUCUGGAUGGAUUUUCAGAACAGCUCCAAAUUCAGUGUUGGGGUUAUUUUUCAAAAUCCAGCCUCUGUAAUGUUCUCUGAACACUGGGAAAUCUGGUCCUGACCUCCUCUGGGAACUCCAGGCUGGGGGUUUUCUUACCUGCCUUACUUUAGCUGCUUGUGGUAGGAGUCUGGUCUCUUUGUUGUUCCUCUGAGCUCUUGUGAGGGAAGGGCUCCUCAGAAGGCAAGUCAGAGCUCCUGAUUAUCCUGACUUUCCCUCUGACAGCUUCAGGGCUGGCUGUUGAGUCCCCUAAACCCACUGAGCAUCUCCAGUUAGGUCUUGGUGGGCUUUUCCCACAGACCUGUGAGAGGAAAAUAGCCCAAGGUCCCUGAGUGGGCUUUGCUUUGGGAAGAUGCCCUUGUGUGGCCACUUUUCCUGCACAGCCUGGAGCCCAGUGCGUGAAGUGCCUCUCCAGCUGCUGUGUCCCACACAGCCUGCCCUGCAGAGGCUUCGGAGUCAUUUUUCAACUCAGGUAAAAACAAUACAGGAAAAGGAGAGGGGUGGGCGGGUGGAUGGAGGGUCCAGCCCAGCCAGGAGGGCAGUGCUGGGUUGGAGCUCUCUCUCUGAGGGUACUUUCUCUCAAGUUUUGCUGCAAACUUUUGUGUUCCCCUUGGUGCAAUGUGUGCUGUGUUUGUGCUCUCCUCUGGCCUUGCUCCUGCCUUGCUGCUGGAGUGUUCCCACAGGAGGGAAAGGGGCCCUUCCUCCCUCCUCCUGUGCAUCAUCCAUCUGUGCUGGUUUGUGUUGGCUCGUGGCACGUGUCAGAUGUUGCUGGCAGAAAAAAGGUGGUUGUCAGCCUGCACAGGAGAAAAACUGCUGCUUCAGGGAAGGGCUGAGCAGCCUGGUGGAGUGGUUUGCUGGUUCUGAGCAAAUCAGCAAUUAUUUUCUGUGUUCUGGGACAUGGAGGUCACAGCUGGAAAAGGCAGUGGCACUGCUUGAACCCUUUGGGGAAGGGGCAGAGGGAGAGCAAUGGGCAGCCCUUCAUUCCUCAUAAUCCCAACAAUCUGGGAAAUUCCCUGAAGCAGUGAAACUCCAAAGGGUGCUGGGCUGCAGUAGCACAGGAAACAAAGAGCUUGAGACCUGCCAGUUCCUGAGAGAAUCUUUCAUUUUUCCACCAAACAGAGUGAAAAGCUGUGUCCUCCCUCCUUCCAGGCUGCUCCUGCUCCCUCAGGGCUCUAGGACAGAUCUGUCACCUGUCUAGAGGGCAAGGGAAGUGUCUGUUCUCCCUUUCCUGAGGGCCAGGGUCACCUUAAAUACCACCUGACCAAGCAACAUUGCUGACACUAAACCUUUCAAGCUUCUUUCCUUGGUUUUUAAACAAAAACAGCCAAGAAGUUCUGCACAAUAUUUGCUGUCUGUAUUAACUGAGAGUGUCUUUGGGCCGCUCAAUAGCAGUGUUUUUUUGAAUAAUUUCUGGGGGGGAAGGGAAAAAAGUAUUUAUUUAUUGAUUGUACCUGACUGUGUGUCCUUGUGUGCUGUGUGAGUGCGCGCUGUUGUGCAAAUGGAGAUAGAAAUUUUCAAUGUUAUUUACGAUAUCUUGUAAAUGUUUACCAGAGAAUUGUGUCUAUAUAUAAUAUAUAUACAGAAUAGAGAGAAAAUAUGUCAACUAAGUGGGUUAUUUUUUGAGGAGGGGGGGUGUGGGGUGAGAAAUCUUUUGCUUCUAAGAACUGUGUGGUUUCUAUAGCACCUAUUCCAUGAUGUGCCAAUCUGUCACCGUCCCUGUGCUGGGAGAGUUGUUCUGGUGGGGCAACAGGAAGCUCAGAGCAGAGUCAUCAUCACAACCUCAAUUUGGCUUCAUCUUGGUUCUGGCUUUAAGACUGGACAAGAGGAAGAAAAGAAAAUUAGGGAAAAAUACUAUAAAAAAGCUUUGUUUCGGCUGUGUUGCUGGGCAAGUUCUUGUGCUUAUGGGGACCCACAGUGAGACCCCACCAGGAGUCUGGGGCUCUCUUUGAUGCUUAAAAGCUGCUAAGAAGCUGAAAAGCAAAGGUUUUGCUGUGCAGCUGUUUGUGGGUCUUCUCUGGGCUCCUUCUCUGCCCCCCUGCAGGAUCCCCAUGAGAUAAAGCCUUGUUCUGGCAUUCUGACAGGGCCCAUCAUGGUGCUGGAAGCCAGCAGGGAUCUCUCCCAGCAGGAGAGGCCUGUCACCAGGCUUGGCCAUAUACAGUAAUCUUGUCUGGCCCCUUGGGGAGGAGGAAUGUCUCAUCCCAGCAGCUCUGUGCAGCUGAAAACCCCCCCACAAUGGCACUGCCAGCCCAGGGCUAUUUUAGCCUGUGGGAACAGGGAUGGAGCUCUGUGCCUUAAACUGACAGAGGGCAGGGUUGGAUUGGAUUUUAGGGAGAAAUUCUGCACUAUAAGGCACUGGCACACCCUGGAUCCCUGGAAGUGUCCCAGGCCAGGAUGGACAGGACUUGGAGCAACCUGGGAUAGUGGAAGGUGUCCCUGCCCAUGGCAGGGGGUGAAACUGGGUGAUCUCUAAGUUUCCUUCCAACCCCAACCAUUCCAUAACUCCACACCUUCUGAGGAGAUUGCUACAAGGGUGGCAUGAGCUGUCAGCCCCUGUUCUCUGCUCCAGUCACUCCAAGCUGAGCCUGAGGAAGGAAGGAAGGUUGGGCUCCGUAGGCUGAGUUCAGCUCCCAUCUCACCCUCACUGAGCACCCACAUUGCUGUGGGGUUUGUGCUGAGCUCAGGUAACCUGAGUGUGUGUAAAUCCACUGAGUGUUUGUGUCCUGGCCCUGUGUUCCUCAAAUGGAUUAUCUUCCUGCAUUUGACCUUUCUGCUCUUGCAACCUUCCAAUGAGCUCCUGGUACUCAUCUCUUUUGGUGUCAGACCCUUUAGAAGUUGUGUUUGUUCCUAAAUGUGUGAUAUUCAUAGGAGUUUUUCUCUUGGUGUGUUGAGUCCCUGGGUGGCUUUGCUGUGGAUGUUUUUCAUGAAGACUGAGAGAUUUGGGUUUUUUUUGUGUGUGUGGGAACUUCCUGCUGUGUUCCAGUCCUGCUCUCAUCCAGCCCCUGGCAUGGGGAACAUCCCUUAACUCAUCCAAAUGCACCUGGUAGUGCAAUGUGAGCCAGCAGUGGAACUGCAGGUGUCACUGACAGGUGGAAAAAAGGCUGAGAGAUGGAACUAUUGAAGAGAUGGGUCCCAAAAUCCCUGGAGACACAAGCCUCGUGGCCAAGAGCAGUUUGUGGGAUGAAGUUCUUAUUAUUCUUUGUUUUUAUUUAUUUAUUUAUUUAUUUAUUUAUUACUUAUUUUGCCUAUUUCCCCUCUCUUUCCUGGAUUUUUCCUGAGGUUGGUCCCCUGCACUGGGAGCCAAAGUAGCCAAUGGGCCUCUUACCAGGGAUGGGACCAGUUUUGUGGUUCUCAUCCCCUAAUUUUGCUUUUGAAAUAUCUUACAAUAUCUAAAUCACUUUAGUUUUGGGAUUCUCAUCCCCUAAUAUUGCUUUUGUAAUAUCUUAAAAUAUUUAAAUCCCUUUUCUCGAGAGGCAUAGUGGGAGCCUCUGAGCAUUUGAUCAGUAGGACCAAAAUGAUGAUCGUGUCAUCAAAACCUCUGUCUUAUUUCUCAUUCCAUUUGGGAAUUUCCGAGUACUGAGCAGUUCUGGGCUUGUCUUCAGCAUUUUACUAUUGUGUGAGCACAAAUUGAUAGAGCACAAUGUAGAGAUGGAGUUCCAGCACUAUGGAAGGGUUGGAACUCACCAGAACCUGUGUCAGAAGUUCCUGUAAAAGCUUUUUCAGAUGCCCUGAAGUAGAUCAAACGCCACUGAUUGUCCCUGCUUUUCCACUCAAGGUCAGCAUCCUCAUUGCCCUGAAUAAGCAAUAUUUCACUGAUUAAGGCAUCUAAACAAUUGUGGUUCUCAGUGUGACCACAUUUCUGUCCUCUGGUGGCCACAUGGGCCAUGGCUGAGGCCAUUUGAUGCCAUAGCCACACAUUCACACAGCUCACUGUGUGGAUUCCUUCCCAACUUUGCCUGAAUCCUGAACUUCCUGGAGAAUGUAUGGUUGGAAUAGCCAUGGAAGUCUUUUAAUGUGUCUAAUCUAGUUUCUAAUUUAAUUUUGGAUUGGUGCAUAUUCCACCUUAGAUUCCUGUUCAGUGGUUUAAUAGGUUCCUUUUAUAAAUGGGUUUUGCACAUGGAGAGCCCAUGGAUGGUGCUGCAGGGGACAGUCCCUUCUCCAUGGUGGCUUUGUAGCCAUCAGCAGUGGGACAUGACUGGGAGCAAGGGCACUUUGCAUCAGUGCUUUGAUGAGGGGGGAAAAGCACCAUUUAUCUUGUUUUUUAAAAAUUUAUUUUUUAACAAAUUAAUGUUAAAGAUUAAACUAUGCACAAGAUCUAAAUACAUGGAAGUUUGAGGAAUGAGUAUGGCUUUGCUGCUAAGGACAAUAAAGAAUUGAAAAUCCUGAUAGUGGAUACUGAGAGAUUAAAAAUGUCAUUGUUGUGACUAUGUAAGAUUGACUUAAAUUCUCAGAAAUUCAUUCUCUCUGGAGAGCAAUUCCCAGAAGCCAGGGAAGAAAUUGUUUUCCCAAACAGAAUUGAUGAAAAGCUUUGAAAAUGCAACGUGGAUGUAACCUCAGACCCACGAUUGUCACUUCCCUUGUUCCAGGAGUGUUCUGGAGAGCCAGGCAGGGCAGCAGGGUGUGACAGCCAUCGUGGGGUCUCUGUGGGACAGGGAAUUACCCCUCAGCACAGGGAUUUGAAUGUGUCUGGUGUCCUGGCAUUAGACUUUUCUGUUGCCCUACACAGAAUUGCUGCUUUUCUCUGUUCAAUGCCAUUUUGGUCUCUGGGAGUUGCUCGAUCUGAGCUUAAUGAGCACUUACAGCUUUUAAUCUAUUUGUAGAAGUGCUGCUAAUGGUCUUAGAUUAUCUGAAUUCCACACUGUGGUAUAAUAUCUGUUUUAUAUUAUUUUAUUCAUGCUUUUGGUUUUUUUUUAAAUGUAAACUGUUCCUUAUUGUUGUUGAGAAGGAAAAAAAUUAAAGCUCUAUUCUCUAUGGUUAAUGUAUUUUCAAA